Messenger RNA from Penicillium lagena, 2214 nucleotides. RefSeq names its product catalase-peroxidase. The record is from RefSeq and is a predicted model, not a curated record. Gene Ontology annotation, cellular component: cytosol. Gene Ontology annotation, biological process: cellular response to hydrogen peroxide; hydrogen peroxide catabolic process. Gene Ontology annotation, molecular function: heme binding; catalase activity. The transcript has a single exon. NCBI's taxonomy places the organism in Eukaryota, Fungi, Ascomycota, Eurotiomycetes, Eurotiales, Aspergillaceae. The coding region runs from base 1 to 2214 and encodes 737 amino acids.
AUGGCCGCGAAUCAAUGUCCAGUUCUUUCUCGCAAAGUACCAGGCAGCAACCUCCACUGGUGGCCCAACCGGCUGAAACUGAAUCUUCUUCGCCAGCACACGGCUACGUCAAAUCCACUAGACAAAGACUUCGAUUAUGCGGCGGCUUUCAAGAGUCUGGAUUACAAUGCACUGAAGAAAGAUCUGCUUGAAGUGACAACCACCUCACAGGAUUGGUGGCCAGCAGACUUCGGCAGCUAUUGCGGAUUAUUCGUCCGUAUGGCCUGGCAUAGUGCUGGCACCUACCGUGUCCAUGACGGCCGCGGUGGUGGUGCUCAGGCUCAGCAACGGUUUCCACCAAUCAAUAGCUGGCCAGAUAACGUGCUUCUUGACAAGGCACGUCGCCUGUUGUGGCCAAUCAAGCAGAAAUACGGCGACAAGAUUUCCUGGGCUGAUUUGAUCAUUCUUGCCGGCAACGUGGGUUUCGAAUCCAUGGGCUUCAAGACCUUCGGCUUCGCCGGGGGCCGCGAGGAUACCUGGGAGCCCGACGAGUCAGUGUACUGGGGUAGCGAGACGACGUGGAUGGGCAACGAGUGUCGCUAUGCAACCGGCUCAAACGCUGCCGGGGAGGCAAACAAGGACAUCCGUUCGCGUGAGCUAGAAUCGUCGCUAGCAGCCUCCCAUAUGGGUUUGAUUUACGUGAACCCUGAGGGCCCCGACGGCAGUCCUGAUCCCAUUGCGGCGGCUCGUGAUACCCGUAUUACCUUUGAACGUAUGGGAAUGAAUGAUGAGGAAACAGUGGCACUGAUAGCUGGUGGCCACACUCCCGGCAAGACGCACGGCGCCGCACCGAGCACUCAUGUCGGUCCUGAACCAGAAGGCGCCGAACUUGAGGAGCAGGGCUUAGGGUGGAAGAGCAACUUCCGUUCUGGAAAGGGUCCUGACACUAUUGGCAGUGGUCUAGAGGUCAUCUGGACGCAAACUCCGACCAAGUGGAAUUACGACUUUCUCAAGCACAUUUUCGCCUAUGACUGGGAACUCGUCAAGAGCCCCGCAGGCGCAUGGCAAUGGGUGGCGAAGGAUGCGCCAGAUAUCAUUCCAGAUGCCUUCGACCCGGCUAAGAAGCACCCACCGAGGAUGUUGACGACUGAUAUUAUGUUGAAGUUUGAUCCAGUCUAUGAGAAGAUCUCGCGUCGCUUCUUGGAAAACCCGGAUACUUUUGAUGACGUCUUCCGCCGUGCCUGGUUCAAAUUGACACAUCGCGACAUGGGACCCGCCUCCUGUUAUCUUGGGCCGGAAGCACCGUCUGAAGUGAUGAUCUGGCAGGAUCCCAUCCCUCCAGUCAACCACAUGUUGAUCGACAACAUUGACGUCGCUGCACUCAAAGAGGCUAUUCUAUCAACUGGUGUAGACCGGUGCAAAUUCAUUUCGGCCGCCUGGGCUGCAGCGUCCACCUUCCGUGGUGGCGAUAAACGUGGCGGUGCUAAUGGUGGGCGCAUUCGCCUUGCUCCGCAGCGCCACUGGGAAGCAAACAACCCAGCUCGGCUGGAUGAGGUGCUUUCUGCAUUGGAAGGUGUUCAAAGCCGUUUCCACGCUUCCCAGCAAGGUGGAAAGAAGGUGUCUUUGGCUGACCUAAUUGUGCUAGCUGGUUGCACUGCCAUCGAGCAAGCUGCCAAAGAUGCUGGUAUUGCGAUCAUUGUUCCCUUCCAGCCUGGCCGCAUGGAUGCCUCGCAGGAACAAACCGACGUCGAAUCGAUCGGUCAUCUAGAACCGCUGGUGGAUGGUUUCCGCAACUACGGCCGAUCGACCUUGCAUAUGCGCAGCGAACACGCCCUCGUUGACAAGGCGCAGCUGCUCACAUUGUCCGCUCCUGAAAUGACAGUGCUUAUGGGCGGUCUGCGAGCCCUGAAUGCCAACUACGAUGGCUCUGCUCAUGGUGUGCUUACUAGCCGCCCAGGCCAGCUGACGAACGACUUCUUCGCGAACCUGCUGGACAUCAACACAACUUGGACGGCAAUUGACGGCUCUGACAAGGAAUUGUUUCAAGGCACGGACCGCAAGACCGGGGCGAAGAAAUGGACUGCAACCCGUGUUGACCUGGUGUUUGGCUCGAAUUCUGAAUUGCGUGCUAUCGCCGAGGUAUACGGUAGUACAGAUGGCACGCGGAAGUUUGCGAAGGAUUUUGUGACGGCCUGGGAUAAGGUGAUGAGCCUGGACCGCUUCGAUUUGAAAUGA